Molecule: messenger RNA, 459 nt
Organism: Lachnellula hyalina
Lineage: Eukaryota; Fungi; Ascomycota; Leotiomycetes; Helotiales; Lachnaceae
Exons: 3
Coding region: 1-459 (152 amino acids)
Cellular component (GO): mitochondrion
Source: RefSeq, a predicted model, not a curated record
AUGCUCUCUCGGCGGAUUGCAACUGCACGGCCACUGCGAGCGGCUCUGCCGGUUGCUCAACGAGCAAUCUUUGGUCAACAGCGAUUCGCUCAAACAGCUUCUUAUGAUUAUCCUGAAUUGAACGGCGGAUACAUCAGCCCUCCUCCUAUUAAGCGCCAAUUCCGCGAUCCGCAUGCCGACUGGUGGGACAAGCAAGAGCGUCGAAACUAUGGAGAACCAGUUCAUGAGGACGCUGAUAUUAUGGGAAUGUUCUCGCCGGAAGAGUACACAUGGGUAAAGCCAGGCAAGGGAGCGUUACAACUUGGCGCCUUUAUUCUGACUGUCUUUGGGUUUUCCGGAGUUGUCUCGCUUUACUAUCCAGACAAACCAUCUGCACCAAAGGAGUAUGAAGAUGGACUUGAGCGGGAACUGGGGGGUCCAAAUGCAUUACGGGCACAUAAGUCUGGGGAUGCUGUGUAG